AUAGAAAAAAGUAAAUAUUUAAUUUUACCAACUGAGCAAUAAAAACUAGUCAUAAUUCAUAUGGAAGCGACCGCAAGUUCCAAGUUUAGCGAUGUGGACGAGUACGGAUUUAAGCGUGGUGAAAAGUUCGAUUACCAGUUCUAUGGGAAGUUUAUGGAUGGUUAUUUAAAGAUAUUGACGCGCCGGAGAAUUAAAUGGGAGAAUUUACUUCAGCAGAAUCCGGAUUUCAGGCUGAUAAGUCCGAAAUUAAAGCGAUAUAUACGCAAGGGUAUACCAGGUCCAUAUCGCGCGGAUGUUUGGAUGAAAAUUAGUGGUGCCGAUGAGGCAAAGCAACGAAAUCCUAACCUUUAUCGUAGUUUAUUAAAUAUCGAGCAUUUCAACAAGGAAAUCUGCGAUUCCAUAUCAAUCGAUCUACCUCGAACGUUUCCCGACAAUAUCCACUUCGAUGCCAAGAAGGAGCGCCUCUUUAACAUACUCUGCGCCUAUGCGCAUCAUAAUCGAGAUGUUGGCUAUUGCCAGGGUCUCAACUAUAUAGCCGGCCUGCUGCUCAUUGUCACCGAUGACGAGGAGAAGUCUUUCUGGCUACUGAAGCAUAUCGUUGAGAAUAUUGUGCCGCAGUAUCACUCACAUAAUAUGGCCAAUCUGUUGCGAGACUUGGCUGUGUUUAGGGAGCUGGUCAUACGGCGUGUGCCGGCUGUUAACCGGCACGUGGAAGACAUGAAUUUACCCUAUGCGGUGAUAGCAAGCAAAUGGUUCAUUUGCAUAUUUGCCGAAGUUUUGCCCGUGGAAACUGUGCUGCGAAUAUGGGAUUGUGUUUUUGCAGAAGGUUAUAAGAUUGUAUUUCGCGCAGCUUUGGCCAUGUUCAUUACACAUAAAAAUGAUAUAUUGCGCUGUGACGAUAUUGCGGCACUAGCCACCAUGUUUCGCGACCAUAUGAUACAGGAUAACAUAGUCACCGACUGCCAUAGCUUUGUAGAAGCCAUGUUUUCCUUGCGUUUGAAACGCAAUGAGGUUGAAAGCUUGCGCAAAAUAGCUGUGCUAAAUGGAAACUAAGCAGUUAAUCAAAAUAGAACAAAAAGUAA
Messenger RNA from Drosophila navojoa, 1082 nucleotides. RefSeq names its product growth hormone-regulated TBC protein 1-A. Gene Ontology annotation, biological process: regulation of GTPase activity. Gene Ontology annotation, molecular function: small GTPase binding; GTPase activator activity. NCBI's taxonomy places the organism in Eukaryota, Metazoa, Arthropoda, Insecta, Diptera, Drosophilidae. The record is from RefSeq and is a predicted model, not a curated record.